CGCGACUCUCCGAAAGUGCAUAGGACGUGUGUGUGUACAGCGACCGAGGCGGCGUGCGCGCGCGUCUCCGGCGUGCCAGUGUAAGUAUCUGCUAUUGAUUUUUCGGCGUCGUCCGCCGCCCGGGCGGUGACGGAGAUCGGGGCGAGUCCGGCGGGGAGGCGGCGGGACCGUGGCGCCGGCGCCGGGGCUCCGGUGUGCCGCCACCGCCGCGCGGACGUUGUGCGUUUUUCGCGUAUUAAUGACGAACGCGACCGAAAGCUGUACGUCGACGACGAGCGAAUAUAAUAUCCGGUGCGGGCGGUGGUGCGGACCGAGGCCGUAAAACGACUGCUCUGGAGAAGAACUACCGCGCCGUCGCUGAACGCCAUCGUCGUCAUCGUCGUCGUCGUCGUCGUGUGGUCGUCGCACUCAUUGUAAUAUUAUCAUGAAAAUAAUAUAAUAUUAACGUAGGUAACGGUAAUAAUGUUUCGUAGCGAAGAUACGCCUCCGCCGGUAACGUUGCACGGAUUUCGUGGUCUGUUAUUAGUACAACCAGCUUAUUAUAAAUUACGACAACAACAACAACAACAACAACAACAUCGUCAAUAAUAAUAAUAAUAAUAAUAAUAACAACAAUAAAAUACGUGUCCGUAGGAUAGAGUGUAACGUUAUAUUGUUAUUAUUAUCAUUAUGUCGUAGUAUGUGCCGCCAGUGUCCGGUGGUCGGUGGUGUACCCGCGAUUUCUACCACUGCUGUGACGACCGCAAUAACGCGUGAAAAUCGAAAUUUCGCUUGAAAUAUAUCGUUUUUAUCAUUAUAAUCGUCUCAACGCAACGAUAACGACGACGACGCCCGCGAACGCAUUUCAGUGUGCCGGCGGUGGUGCGUUAAUCGCUGGCAAACCGUCGUGUACCGUAUUAUAAUAUUGCAGUGAUCGCAAUAUAAGAGUCUGCGGCCCCCUGUCGGGCACACGCCCGUCUCGUCUUCGCCGCCGUCGUGUCAGAGUCGUUGUCGUUGCCGUCGUUUUGAAAUAUCCAUAUUAUUCCGGUCGGUUGUUUCCGGUGUCGUCGUCGUGUUCGGGCGAUGGCCACAAGCGGUUUCCGGGCCUGCCGUCGCCGCCGCCGCCGUCGUAACGCGAUCCGACAAAACAGCUGUCCGCCCGCCGACGUCGUUGUCGACGGACACGUCCUAAACAGGUACUUGGUCUGCAAACGUCCCGUCGUCGCCGCUGUUGUCGUACCGAUUUACUUGAGAACCGAAUUCAAAUGUUUAUAAACACGACGAUUUUAAUUCAGUAGAGCUGGCACUGUGUACUCAAACGUAUCCAGUGAUAACAUCAUUUCUUUUUCACAUGGAGAAUAUCAGCUGAAAAAUACAAGAUGUCUUGACAAUGACGCCAAUGGCGGCAAUAUGAGACCGUUACCGCCGGGUCAAGAUGGAGUCGACUACUGUAAAAUUCGCAGAGACCGAAACCACCACCACCAUCACCACCAUCAUCACCACAGCAAUCACCACAGCGUUGGAGGUGGCAGCAGUGGCGGCACUCUUCGCCGGUCUUCAGCGUCAUUGCUGGAACCACCGUCUCCCACCGAACGGUACCACGGCACCAUCGAGGGCCAUUACCGUUUACAUGACCUGGCGCUCGACAGGUACGUCCCACCGCCGUCCCCCGAACGGUACUCAUCGGGUGUAUCGUCGGCCAGCCGGUCGUACCAACACCACCACUCCCAACAACAACACCAUCACCAUCAGCAGCAGCCGCCGGAAGAUCGGUACUCUUCGUCAUCGUCGUCGUCGUGUCAUGGCACCGCCGUCGGGACAGGAAGUGGCGGCGGCGGCGGCGGCCGCAACCACUAUCUUCCGGUGUCGCAGAGCACGUCUGAAAGCUUCAUGUCACCGCCGUCACCGGUGGCCGAACGGUUCGACUAUGCCGCGCGUCACCACGAUAGUUACACCACCACCGCCAAACGAAACGAAUCUGCUUAUUCCAGAUACCACAUACCGGCUGAGAGAUUUGUUCCGAUCGUUUCUCCUGACGAUGGUUACGACGGCCAUUACGACCGGUGCGACGACGCGGCCUACAGCUCCCGGAAAGAGGCAGCGGCGCUGUACUCGAGGGCGUCCGCUAUCGUGGACGCGAUGCCUUCCUCGGCGGCCGCGCUGUCCAGAGCGUACGCGACAGCCACCCUGAGACCGUCGAACCGCUGCUGUACGGGCCCGCUGUACAGUGGCGGCAGCAGUGGCGGAGUGGGCGGCAGCAGUGGCGGCGGCGGCGGCGGGUGCGGCGGUUACCAGUACGGCACCGUCGGUCGAUCGCGGUCGCCCAGGGACCUGUCGCCUUCCGGACUGGUCAGACAGCAAGCCGCCCACUUGUCUUCCACGGGGUCGCCGCCCAAAGGUCCGUCGAACAACAACAACAACAACAACGCGUGUCUGCAGGUCCAGUACGACGCGCACUCGGUCGCCAGCACGCUGCCCCGGUGCAGUAGCGCCAACGUCGUUUGCGCCGGACAAAACGGUUACGACGAACCGGCGGCCACCGGUUACAGUGGCAGUCACGCGGCCACGCGCCGCAUAUCGUCCUCGUGCAUCAGAGAGAGCUCGGCGUUGGCGUGCUGUUCGACAGCCGCUUAUUCUGGCCACGCCGCGCUGUCCGGCGUCAAGAGUGCGGCGGCCGCCACGUCGGCGGCUUCGUCCACCCCGUCGGCCGUCGCCGCAUCAGUAGCGGCGGCGGCGGCGACGGCCACCUCCACGCCGUCGUCUUCCGCCCAAAUUUGCGGUGGCAGCGGAAGUGGUAACAACAACAACAACGCACACUGUCCUCCGACUCAACCCAACAACGCCUCUUGGAAACCUGGGUUUACUAAAGGGUUGACAAUUCAAGCUCAAACAAACUCAAGAUCCCCACCACUCUCCAUAACUUCAAGCCCUGGGUCUAUUCAAUCAUCUAGCAGUACAAGUAGUGGUGUUCAUUCAGCACCUCCAAAUAUGGAAUCGGCAGCUGAACGCAAGUAUGACCCUCCGUUUAGGUCUAUGUCGGCACCUGCACCCAGUAAUUCGCAACCGUCAUCUUCAUCCACUGAAGUGACAACUGAUAAUUCUGAGGAAACUGCUAGUACAUGUACAGUACCUGCUAACAGUAGUGGUUCAGAUCAGCCAAAUAGUCCUCCAUCAGAAACUGUUUAUCAUCCAAAACACAUACACCAUCAAAGAUCAUUACCAAUUUUAUCUUCAAAUAUGUUAAACAAACCUAGAACAUUUCACAGGUCUACGUCAAAAACAGAAGCUGUAAAAAAUUUCAUUAAGAGAGAAACAGCUAUGUUUUUUGGACUUGACGAAGAAUUUGAAGAAACUGAAAAACUUAAAUGGUUAGAUAGAAGAAAACGUUUAGCAACUAGAAAAUAUGGAGAGUUGAAAAAUGAAUACAUGAAUUCUGUAAAUGAAAUUCCCAUAACCCAAAUAUCACAGCCUGAUGUAUUACAAUCUAGUCGAGAUAUUGAUGAACGAGAUAGUUCCAAUCGUGUUCAACCUUUAGGAAGGAAACCAUCUGUUGCUAAAUUAACAUUAAGCGGAUUAUCUUUUGUUAUUUCGAAAACACUUAGUCGUAAAAAGAAAAUAAUAACACCAUCAAAUGAAUGGUCUCGAAGUUAUCCUUCAUCCGUCACAUCUGAUGCUCCAACAAUUUUAUCCCAAAUGACUGACGAUGUGUUUUUUGAUCGACUCUCCUCGGAUAGCGGCGACCAAGGAAUAGAACAAGAAGUCGUGGAUUCUGGUGGAAAUUAUGAAAGUUCAAUUAGACAACAUUAUAAAAAACCACAUCAAAGUUUCAGAAGAUAUUCUAGUUGGCAAAGAAAUCCAUCAAGAAGAGUUGAAGAUGAUCAUAUGCCAAACAUUGGAAUGGGUAGAAUUUGGGGCAGAGUAUUAGAUAGAGCAUUUGAUAACUCUGACAGAAGGCAGUAUGGAAUGGGUUUUAUUGGGAGAGUAUGCAGACGUUCUUUAAACAAGACAGUCGUAAACAGAAGAGAUGUGAAACAACAACUUGAUGAUUUAGAAGAUCAUAGGCCAUUUUUUACUUAUUGGGUGACAGUAGUUCAAAUUUUGGUGCUAUUCUUAUCAAUAUUUUCUUAUGGUCUUGGACCUUUUGGUAUUGAUCUCAGUCACCAAUCUGGUGCUGUUAUGGUCACAAGUUUAUCCGUACAAAUUAUUGAAUAUAUAGAACCUUCAAAUUUUUGGAUAGGACCAAGAGCAGCGGAUUUAAUACACUUAGGAGCUAAAUUUGCUCCUUGCAUGCGGAAAGAUAAAAACAUAAUGAAAGAAAUUGAAAAAUGGCGAGAAAAAGAGAGAGAAACUGCUUGUUGUAUAAGAAAUGAUGACUCUGGAUGUAUUCAAGCAUCAAAAGAACAAUGCACAUUUUUAAUACCGUCUCACAAACGACUCACGGAUAAGGGCGGAGGUAGUGGUGGUGGAGGAGGAGAUGGAGAUAAACCACCAUCGACAUCAAUUUCUAAAUGGAAAAAAUGGUCAGAAGUUGAAGCAGGACCUGGAGGGAGAAUAUCUGGUUCUGUCUGUGGCUUAGAUCCAAAGUAUUGUGAAGCUCCUGCAUCUAUAGCUCCAUUUGAAUGGCCUGAUGAUAUAACAAAAUGGCCAAUCUGCCGUAAGAUGAGUGGUAGAGGUAGUGCACGACAUAGCAGUUGGGGUAGUCCAUUGAUUCAGAAAUUAACGUCUGCUGAACACAUGAUUUGUGAAGUAAUAGGGCACCCAUGCUGUAUUGGAAUACAUGGAACUUGUCGAAUAACUACAAGAGAAUAUUGUGAUUUUGUACAUGGUUAUUUUCAUGAUGAUGCUUCAUUAUGCUCUCAAGUUUCAUGUCUAAAUGAUGUGUGUGGUCUCAUACCUUUCUUUUCUCCUGAAAUUCCUGAUCAAUUUUACAGAUUGUGGAUAUCACUUUUUAUACAUGCUGGUAUUCUUCAUUUAGCAACAACAAUUGUAAUACAGUAUUUUUUGAUGAGAGAUCUAGAAAAACUGACUGGUUCUUUAAGAAUAGCUUUAAUCUAUUUGGGUUCUGGAGUGGCAGGCAAUCUUGGCAGUGCAAUAUUUGUGCCUUAUAGAGCUGAUGUGGGUCCAGCUGGUUCCCAAUUUGGCCUUUUGGCGUGCCUUAUAGUUGAAGUAUUGAAUUGUUGGCCUAUGUUAAAGAGGCCCGAGCAGGCACUUUCAAAACUAUUAGCUAUCACAUUUCUGCUGUUUCUGCUCGGGCUACUGCCUUGGGUAGACAACUUUGCACAUCUAUUUGGUUUCAUUUUUGGAUUCUUAUUGUCUUAUGCAUUGUUGCCAUUUGUUUCAUUUGGACCAUAUGACCGUCAGAAGAAAAUCUUCCUGAUCUGGGUGUGCCUGUUAUCUGCGUUGUUUCUGUUCUUCUUGUUGUUGUUACUGUUCUACCUAAUACCAAUGUAUGAUUGUGAAAUGUGUAGUUAUUUCAAUUGUAUACCCAUAACUAAAGACUUUUGCGCCAAUCAGAAUAUUAAUUUUAAAAAUGAUGAUUAUACGGUAUGACAAAUGUGGUGGCGACGGUGCAAGACCGCGCAUACGUUAGUGACAACAUUUGCGAAUUGUUUUGUAACUUUAGCCACCUCCUGUAAAAUGCUUGAGGUACUUGUUGAUAUUUAUGCUCCCUUUUCAGUGAUAAAAAGGAAGAAUAAUAAAUAUAAUAAAAUUAUUAUAGUUAUUAAGAAAUUUACUACUCAGUUUUAUGUUAUUGUGCAAAAAAAAUCGUUAAGAAUAAUCAAAUUGUAUUGUUUCUAAUAAGUUAUAGUAUUAAUUAAUUUACAUUAAUAAUGUACCUAUGUUACAUAUUAUUAGUAUUGACUGAAUUAUUUUAUUAGUGUUUUAUCAUUCAAGUGUGAGGGAUAGCUUAAAAGUCAGUGAUAAAUUAUAUUAUGAUUUUCAAUUUUAAGUAUAAGAAAAUUAAUUAAAAAUCUAUUUGGUGAUUAUAUUUAAUGAUUUAUUGAUUAAAAAUUGUAAUUCACACACUUUCUUAGCCAAUAUUUUAAAUUGUACCUUUUUAGAUUACACAUUAUUUCAGAAAAAUAAUAAUUUUUAAAUUAUAAAAUGAUUAUUCCCUUUUUAUGGUACCUAUGUUGUUUAAAAAAUUGUUUUUAUUCAUUGUUGCCCUGCCACGGCACCAUCGCUUCAUCAUGUCAUAAUAAAUUUAUUGCCAAACCUCAAUUUUUUCAAAAUAACUUAACAAAACUAUUUCUAUCAAGUAAAUAAUAUAUAUUUAUUUAUAUUUAUAUAGUUGAUUAAUUUAAAUUAUAACACAGUUAAUAUUAACUUAUAAUUCAUCAUUUCAUUUAAAUAUUGAAAAUAGGUAGGGAACUGAUUUCAAAAUGAUCCUUUAUUAAUAAUUUUUUUUUUUACCAUUGUCACGUAUUUAACAAUUUAUUUUAAAAAUACAAUAUUUUCUUAUUUAUAUUAUGUUAUUGUUGUCAAAAUUUAAUGGCAAUUUUAAGCAAUAUAACAGUGUAUAUCAUUAAAAUUCAUUUUUAACAAUAUUUUGAAAUCAUGUUUUUAAGAUAAAAUCAAGUAGGUACUUAUUUAAUAAGUACAAAAGGCACUAUUACUAUUGUAUAAUGUAUAUUAAAAAAUAUGAAUAAAUUAGGUAGGUAUAAUAUUAUAACAGAUAAAAUUAAAAUACAAUUCUACAUUUUAUUUUUUAACCAAUAAAUUAUUUUCCAUUUUUCUAUAAAUAGAUCACAUACUAAACUUGCCAUGUAUAAAGAAAUUAUUUAGAUAUCGAAAUAUACCAAUCAUAAAUUUCGUAUUCAUUGAUUGAUGACUGUCGAUGGAUAGUUGCUUGAUGGCGGAGUCAUACAAUUAAAUACCAUAAAAGUACCUAAUGCAUACCUACCUGUAUAAAAGAAAAUUGGUUAAAGAUUCAUGAACAUUUUUAAUUAUUAAUAUCUUGAUUUGUGGAGUAAAUUAUUUUCUUAUAAUUCUUAUAUUUAAUCCAAUUUUUGAAAAAGAUAAAUUUAUUAUUUAUAAUUUAUCUAGAUUUAUAAAUAAUGAUUACAAAUGUUUAAUACAGGAAAUAACUAGAAAAAUAAAAUCAUUUUAAGUAACUUAUAAUUUUUUUUUUUUUGUACUCUUCGUUAAAUAUUUGUGCGCAAAUACUUAAUGUAUAAUACAAUAAUUAUAGUAUUAUAAUAAUAAUUGGAGCAUUACAGAUCACAUUAAAUAUUAAUAUGUAUUUAUCUGGCAAAAAAUAAAUGACGAUGUGUUUUAUUAGGUACCUACCUACUUACAGUCCAAAAUAUUUUGAUUUCAAUUUUUGUAAAUAAAAGAAUUCUAAUUUCUAAAUACAAUAUAUAAUAAUCAUCAUAAAAUAUAUUUACAGUGUAUAAUGUGUACGAUACAAUUUUGUCUAACACUUAAAAUUAAAAACUCAUUUUUUUUUUAAUUGUCCAUUUUAAUGUAAAGAAAACCCAACGACAUUGAAACACAACUGAGAUAUCUCAAAGUUUAGGUAACAUAUUGUAAGUUUUAUUAGUGUAAUGCUUCAAGGUUCAAACAACUAUUCAAAAUAGUAUCCGUAAAUGUAUCCUCAUUUUUUAUUCAUCCACCGGUAUGACCGCGUUCGUGCGCAUAUCUAAUAAUAUUCUAUAUUUUGUAUAAUUGUAUCUUAUAGGAAUAAUAAAAUACUGUAUCGGCUUUAAUAAGGAUUAAUGAGCAAUUGUACAGUUGUUAUCGUACCCGUGCCUAAUAAUAAUAUAAACGACCAAAUUCAUCGUAAUUAUUACUAUUAUUGUUAUUAUAACGAACGAAAGUCGUUAUCAAAAUCGUUUAAUUUUUCUGCAUUUUCAGGGUAAAAUCCUCAAAAAAAUCUCACGAUUGCUUUCGACGAUUUAUUAAUUAUUAUUAUUUUUUUUUUUGCUCCAAACAUUCUCUCUGUUUCACCACUCACUACCUUAUAGAUAUUUUAAUAUAAUGUUUUGGCGCACAUUAUAGCCAAUAUAGGUACCUCGUAGAUCGCUGUGGCAGGAUGACGAAACCAUAAUGAUGAUCUAAUUAGUCCUAAGAGGUUCCCACAUCGAUACCAACCUGUAAUGGCUGUAAUGCCACAGUGUAUAUCAGUGGCGUUACCGAGGGCCCGCAGACUCUGCGUCUUGGGGGGGGGGGAGAGCCCACGGUAAUUUGGAGCCUUUGGUUAUAGGAUUAUAUUUUGCUAUAACAAUAUAUUAGAGGCUCAUUUUAAACAUUUUUUAUUUUUGCGGGGGUCCCAAAUUUUUUUGUUACGCCACUGAUGCAUAUAUUAUUUAUCAUCCGUGUACGUUCGAGUCCGCUUUAUAUAAUUUGUAAUAUUGUACCUACUUUUAAUAAUAAUACGCACGUUAUAUGAUAUAUUAUAAUAUUAAGACUGUUUAAUUAUAAAAGAAAAUUGUACGUACAAUAGUACUUGUACAGUUAGAUUAUAUUGUAUUAAUAAUAAUUAUUAUUUUAAUUAUAAAUUGAAACAAAGGUCGAACUGAAUUCGUACAAGGAGAAAAUGUACUAUUACCUAUAUAUAUUAUUGAUAGAUAUUACUAUAUAAUUAUAUUAUUUUAAAAACAUUGUAUCAUUAAUAAUAUCUAUCCUCGUUAAAGUAACAUUAUCGUCGAGGCUGACGCGUCGGCGUGUCCUCCAAUAAUGCAUUUUAUAUCAUUUUGUGCAUUUGUUACGUACAUUAUACCGUAUAACAAUAAUAUAAUAUUAACAGUCUUAAAAUAUAUAUUUUUAAACGCUCUAUUAUAAAAUAAUUUUAAAAGUUUAAAUUUACACAUUUAAAACAGAAAUCUUAAAUUUGAAUUUGCAAUACAAUUUCGUUUAACUCGUCGUGUUAGAUACCUAUAAGGAUAACCUUUUCUUAGGUACCUAUCAUAGUACCUACCUAUUAUUACUCUAUAUACGCUACCACAAAUCAGUCGGUUCUUUUGGAAAAUUAAAUAAAUAUAUGUAUAAAAUUAUCGUAAAAAAAAAAACAAUAACAAUUUCAUAAUUACGAUUAAAUUAAUUUUAAACAUUUUAGUGAAAACAUUUUGAUGAAACUUUAUUUAUUUAUUUUUUUCAAAUCGACUAAUUCGUGGUUUACACUACAUAUAGGUUUGAUCUCUACCAUCGGCAUUUAAGACACUAUAGUAAAAUUAAUACGGCACGCACAUGUUGCAUAACAUUCGCCCAUUAUUAUAUUAAUGCUACAGUAGACAGCAAUACUUUUAAGCAAUCUGUGUUGUUAUUAAAUUUUUAGAAAUAAGUAUCAACUCAAUUUCUAUGAAAGAUUCAAUUUUUUCCAUAUUAUUCCACUGCCUAACUAAUAAGUAUAGCUAUUAUUAAUAAGGUUGAUAGAAAUAUGAUUUUAUUUUCGAAAAAUCAACGAUCGCACGAUACCGUUACGAGCGCAAAAUGAUAAUUAUUAAACAUUAUAACCACUUGAAACUCGUAGGUUAUUUUUCAAAAUUCGAUCAUGUAAGUUGAAUAGUAUAAUAUGAGAGUAUUGUUACUGUACGAUAACAACAAAUUAAACAGCAACUCGAACCGGGUCCGUAUAGCAUAAUAAUUUUUAUAAUAAGUAAUCGUAUACUUCAUUAAAGUUUUGUCGGUUUUUUUUUUACUCUACAUACUAUUAUCACGAUAUUGUAAUAUCUUCAUGUAGAUGCUGAUAGGCAAUACACUCGAACUCUAAAUUUUAAGAAUUCACAUCGUAUAUAGUAUAAUAUGGCUAAUUCGCGUUCGUCCGAAAAGUAAAUACCUAUCGUAUAACCUGCAAUUAUGCAUUAUUAAAACAGGCCGGUACUCUGCUUUUAUUGUAUACCGUUCACUCAUCAUAUUAGAUAUAUAUCUAAAAUAAUAUGUGUAUACCUACGUCUUAAUAUAUAUUAUAUAAACAAAAAAAAAUAGAUACUUGUAAAGUGAUUUAACGAUUUUUUUUUGGUUUUUAAUAAUUUUAUUGUAAUAUGUACUUAUAAAUUAAUACUACAUUCGACUAUAAGAUUAUUUUCAAUAAAAAUUAUAUAAUGCGUAUAUAUUAUUAUUAUAACAUAUAUAUAUAUAUAAAGAUAGGAAUUAAGAUAUUUUUUGAACAUGACGUAUUGAUAUUAUAUGUAAUAAUAUUCAGUUUAUAUAUGUCUUUACAUAAUAUUGUCAUUAAAAAAAAAAAAAAAAUGUGGAGCUCUUUAAUGGCGCCUGUAAUAUAAUAUAAUAUGUUUGAUAAUAAUUAUAUUAUAUCGCAAACUAAUUAAUUGGACAAAAUGUGCGUUGUAAUAUUUUUAUUAUAUUAUAUUAUAUUAUUUAUAUAUAAUAAUUAUGGUGUAAUAACGAAAUUGUGUAAAUAUUUUUGUAUUGUAAAUCUUCCAUAUUGUAUCCUAAUGACCAAAAUUAAAUGGUAAAUGUAUAUUAUCCAAUAUUAUAUAAUUAUAGUAUUUUAAAAAUCAA
Aphis gossypii (cotton aphid) is the source of this 10440-nucleotide messenger RNA. RefSeq names its product inactive rhomboid protein 1. The transcript has 19 exons. Gene Ontology annotation, cellular component: endoplasmic reticulum membrane. The record is from RefSeq and is a predicted model, not a curated record. The coding region runs from base 1390 to 5529 and encodes 1379 amino acids. Gene Ontology annotation, biological process: regulation of protein secretion; regulation of epidermal growth factor receptor signaling pathway. Lineage: Eukaryota; Metazoa; Arthropoda; Insecta; Hemiptera; Aphididae. Gene Ontology annotation, molecular function: serine-type endopeptidase activity.